This is a messenger RNA of Ananas comosus (pineapple), 4336 nucleotides long. RefSeq names its product ABC transporter B family member 19. Gene Ontology annotation, cellular component: membrane. The coding region runs from base 349 to 4107 and encodes 1252 amino acids. Gene Ontology annotation, molecular function: ABC-type transporter activity; ATP binding; ATP hydrolysis activity. Gene Ontology annotation, biological process: transmembrane transport. The transcript is spliced from 10 exons. NCBI's taxonomy places the organism in Eukaryota, Viridiplantae, Streptophyta, Magnoliopsida, Poales, Bromeliaceae. The record is from RefSeq and is a predicted model, not a curated record.
CAGCUUCUUCGACUCAUUCGCCUGUUGGAGUUGGCGACUCCACUCCUCCACGGCGUGGCAUGCGAUCACGGCUCCCUCCUCCGCCAUUAUCGAUCUCUCUCCUCUCUCUCUACACACACUCUCUCUCUCUCUCUCUCUCCCCCCAAAGGAACUCGAACAGUGCAUCUGAAGCUCGUAACGGAAACCGAUAAACUAUUUACGCUACAUUUUUAAUAUCUUUUUAAAAAAGCGAAGGGUGAAAGGAGUAGCAAACCUCCGAUCCGUGCUCUAAUGGCGAAGCGCUUGCAGUAGAGACUAGAGAAAGGGGGAGGGGGAGGGAGAGGUUGAGAGGGAGAGGGGGAGGCGACAAUGGCGGAGGCAGGGGAGGGGAAGGGGAGCGGGGAGGGGGAGAAGAAGAGGCAGGAGCAGAGCCUGGCGUUCCACGAGCUCUUCUCCUUCGCAGACAAGUGGGAUUGGAUGCUAAUGGCGGCGGGGAGCGUCGGCGCCGUCGUGCAUGGCUCCGCCAUGCCCGUGUUCUUCCUCUUCUUCGGCGACCUCGUCAAUGGCUUCGGCAAGAACCAGUACAACCUCCGCAAGAUGACCGACGAAGUCUCCAAGUACGCUCUCUAUUUCGUGUACCUAGGGCUAGUGGUGUGCGUGUCUUCGUACGCAGAGAUCGCAUGCUGGAUGUACACCGGGGAGCGGCAGGUGAUCGCACUCCGGAAGCGGUAUCUCGAAGCGGUGCUGCGACAGGACGUAGGGUUCUUCGAUACCGACGCUCGCACGGGCGACAUCGUCUUCAGCGUCUCCACCGACACCCUCCUUGUCCAAGACGCCAUUAGCGAGAAGGUCGGUAACUUUAUCCACUACCUCUCCACGUUCUUGGCGGGGUUGGUGGUGGGAUUCAUCUCCGCGUGGCGAUUGGCGCUUCUCAGCGUCGCGGUUAUACCCGGGAUCGCCUUCGCCGGGGGUCUCUACGCUUAUACGCUCACCGGUCUCACCUCCAAGAGCCGAGAAUCCUACGCCAAUGCCGGCAUCAUCGCCGAACAGGCAAUUGCACAAGUCCGAACUGUGUAUUCAUUUGUGGGAGAAAGCAAAGCUCUUAAUUCAUACUCUGAAGCAAUUCAGAAUACACUGAAGCUCGGUUAUAAGGCUGGGAUGGCUAAAGGUUUAGGGAUUGGGUGCACCUAUGGAAUAGCAUGUAUGUCAUGGGCUUUGGUGUUUUGGUAUGCUGGCGUUUUCAUCAGGAAUGGGCAGACUGAUGGUGGAAAGGCUUUUACAGCAAUAUUUUCUGCUAUUGUUGGUGGCAUGAGUCUAGGCCAGUCAUUCUCCAACCUUGGAGCCUUUAGUAAAGGGAAGACAGCGGGUUACAAGCUUUUGGAGAUAAUUCGUCAAAAACCCUCUAUAAUUCAAGACCAAGAAGAUGGAAAGUGCUUGGCAGAGGUGCAUGGAAACAUAGAAUUCAAGGAAGUUACCUUCAGCUAUCCUUCAAGACCUGAUGUCAUUAUCUUUCGGGACUUUUCCCUCUUCUUCCCUGCUGGGAAGACUGCUGCGGUUGUUGGAGGUAGUGGAUCAGGGAAGAGUACUGUUGUGGCUCUGAUAGAACGGUUCUAUGAUCCUAAUCAAGGGCAGGUUUUGCUGGACAAUGUGGACAUAAAGACGUUGCAAUUGAGAUGGCUGAGAGAUCAAAUUGGUCUGGUAAAUCAAGAGCCAGCUCUUUUUGCAACCACUAUUCUUGAGAACAUACUAUAUGGAAAGCCAGAUGCCACCAUGGCCGAGGUUGAAGCUGCUGCAUCUGCUUCCAAUGCCCAUAGCUUCAUUGCUCUUCUUCCAAAUGGCUACAACACUCAGGUGGGUGAGAGAGGAGUCCAGCUAUCGGGUGGCCAGAAACAACGUAUUGCUAUUGCCCGUGCGAUGUUAAAGAACCCCAAGAUACUUCUCCUUGAUGAAGCCACCAGUGCGCUGGAUGCUGGUUCCGAGAGCAUAGUCCAAGAAGCUUUGGACCGCCUUAUGGUGGGCAGAACAACUGUUGUUGUUGCUCACCGUCUUUCCACCAUUAGAAAUGUUGACAUGAUUGCUGUGAUCCAACAAGGCCAAGUCGUCGAGACUGGGACCCAUGAAGAACUUCUUGCGAAAGGAAGCUCAGGAGCAUAUGCCUCUCUAAUUCGGUUCCAAGAAAUGGCUAGGAACAGGGACUUUGGUGGCCCAUCAACUCGUAGAUCCCGAUCAUCACGCUUGAGCCAUUCUCUUUCUACCAAAUCUCUAAGCCUCAGAUCUGGGAGUUUAAGGAACCUGAGCUAUCAGUACAGUACUGGAGCGGACGGCCGAAUAGAGAUGGUUUCUAAUGCAGAUAAUGACCGGAAGUAUCCAGCACCACGGGGUUACUUUUUCAAGCUUCUGAAGCUAAAUGCACCGGAGUGGCCCUACACCAUAUUGGGUGCCAUCGGGUCUGUCCUCUCUGGGUUCAUUGGUCCAACGUUUGCACUAGUGAUGAGCAAUAUGAUUGAAGUGUUUUACUAUAGGGACCCUAAUGCAAUGGAGAGAAAGAUAAAAAAGUAUGUGUUUAUCUAUAUUGGCACGGGGCUUUAUGCAGUGGGUGCUUAUCUUGUGCAGCAUUACUUCUUCAGCAUCAUGGGGGAAAAUCUGACUACCAGGGUUCGAAGAAUGAUGCUUGCUGCUAUAUUUAGAAAUGAAGUGGGUUGGUUUGAUGAGGAGGAGAAUAAUUCAAGUCUUGUGGCUGCUCGUUUAGCUACGGAUGCCGCUGACGUGAAGUCCGCAAUAGCUGAGAGGAUCUCUGUUAUUCUACAGAACAUGACCUCCCUCCUUGCAUCUUUCAUAGUCGGGUUUGUCGUUGAAUGGCGGGUCGCACUUCUUAUUCUUGCCACUUUCCCUCUUCUUGUGCUUGCCAACUUCGCCCAGCAACUCUCGAUGAAGGGGUUUGCUGGCGACACAGCAAAGGCACACGCCAAGACCAGCAUGAUUGCAGGAGAGGGUGUUAGUAAUAUCCGCACGGUGGCAGCCUUCAAUGCACAGGACAAGAUCCUCUCUCUCUUCCGCCAGGAGCUGCACGUCCCUCAAAAGCGCAGCCUCCGCCGGAGCCAGACCUCUGGGCUCCUCUUCGGCCUCUCACAGCUUUGUCUAUACGCAUCCGAGGCCCUCAUCCUGUGGUAUGGAGCGCAUCUUGUCCGCUCCCAUGUGUCUACCUUCUCCAAGGUCAUCAAGGUCUUUGUUGUCCUCGUCAUCACUGCCAACUCAGUCGCCGAAACAGUGAGCCUUGCUCCUGAGAUCAUCCGUGGUGGGGAGUCCAUCCGCUCUGUUUUCUCCAUCCUCAAUCGUGGAACACGAAUUGACCCCGAUGAACCUGAAUCCGAACCAGUUGACUCCAUUCGUGGGGAGAUUGAGCUUCGGCACGUCGACUUUGCCUACCCAUCUCGGCCUGACCUCCAAAUCUUCAAGGACUUCAACCUAAGAAUACGAGCCGGCCAGAGUCAAGCACUUGUUGGAGCCAGUGGAUCUGGAAAAAGCACCGUCAUUUCUCUUAUCGAGCGCUUCUACGAUCCCACAGCAGGCAAGGUCAUGAUAGAUGGCAAGGACAUCCGGCGGCUGAACCUGAAGUCCCUGCGGCUAAAGAUCGGCCUCGUGCAGCAGGAACCUGUGCUGUUCGCAGCUAGCAUUAUGGAGAACAUUGCCUAUGGUAAAGACAGCGCAACAGAGGAGGAACUGAUCGAGGCGGCGAAGGCGGCUAACGUUCACGGGUUUGUGAGCCAACUGCCGGAGGGGUACAAGACGGCAGUCGGGGAGAGAGGGGUGCAACUGUCGGGCGGGCAGAAGCAAAGAAUUGCAAUAGCUAGGGCAGUGCUCAAGGACCCGACGAUUCUUCUUCUUGAUGAGGCGACAAGUGCGUUAGACGCCGAAUCGGAGUGCGUCCUUCAGGAGGCUCUCGAGCGGCUCAUGAAGGGGCGGACUACGGUUCUGGUUGCUCACCGCCUCUCCACUAUUCGGGGUGUGGAUUGUAUUGGCGUGGUCCAAGAUGGCCGGAUUGUCGAACAAGGUAGCCAUUCUGAGCUCGUGGCGCGGCCUGACGGGGUGUAUUCGCGGUUGCUACAGCUGCAGAACCAUCACGUUUGAUCCCUAGCCAUAGUGAAUUUGACAUCCCUCUUUUGUUGUUCUGAGAUGAUUUAACCGAUUUUCGGGUUCCUAAACGUGGAGAACUUUGGAUGUAGAUAGAAGAGGGGGCUAAGCGUAUAUUAUGUGUGAUGCAAAAUUGGACUUAGCUUAAUCCUCCUUAAUUAGGGAUGCAGCUAUGUAUCGGAUAUGCUCGUUGUGGUAAUAUAUUUAUGAUCUUAGGUGAACAAUU